Arabidopsis arenosa is the source of this 2578-nucleotide messenger RNA. The record is from the annotation of a GenBank genome assembly. NCBI's taxonomy places the organism in Eukaryota, Viridiplantae, Streptophyta, Magnoliopsida, Brassicales, Brassicaceae.
AUUUUCUUGCCGGGAAUAAUCUCCGAUCAUCGUCGGAAAUUUUCAAAUCGUUGUAAAAGAAGUUCAAUUGGAUCCCCAGUUAUCUUCUGGGACUUUUAGUUGCUGAAAUCUCUUUCGGGUUUUGUCCUAAUCCUCGUUAGUUUGGGUUUUGUUUUCUAAGAAUAUGGGACAAAAGAGAUGUUUCUUCUUGCUGGCAAUUUUUGCUUGUCUUCUUUCCUUUUCAUGUGGUAGAAGUGUUCUCAAGUUGAAGAGUGAUGAUGAUCGACCUGUUUACAACCAUACGCUUGCCAUUACACUUGUGGAGUAUGCUUCUGCGGUCUAUGAGUCUGAUUUGACUAAACUCUUCACUUGGACUUGCGAAAGAUGCAAUGGUUUUACAAAGGAUUUCGAAGUAAUAGAGAUCAUAUUUGACGUUGAACACUGCUUACAGGCGUAUGUUGGGGUGGCUGAGGAUUUGAAUGCUAUCAUUAUUGCAUUUCGGGGAACUCAAGAACACAGCAUACAAAAUUGGGUCUCAGACUUGUUCUGGAAACAGCUCGAUCUGAAUUACCCUGAUAUGCCAGAUGCAAUGGUGCACCAUGGCUUUUACAGUGCUUAUCACAAUACAACUGUACGGCCUGCAGUUUUGGAUGCAAUAAAACGAGCAAAAAAAGUCUAUGGGGCGAACAUCAACAUCAUAGUGACUGGUCAUUCAAUGGGUGGAGCCAUGGCUUCCUUUUGUGGCCUAGACCUAGUUGUAAAUGAAGGAGAAGAAAACGUACAGGUUAUGACAUUUGGGCAACCUCGUGUUGGGAAUGCCGCUUUUGCAUCUUAUUACAGUUUGCUUGUGCCUAAUACCUUCAGAAUCACGCAUGACCGUGAUAUGGUUCCCCAUCUGCCUCCUUACUAUUACCAUUUCCCUCAAAAAACAUACCACCACUUCCCAACAGAGGUGUGGGUCAAAGAAUUCAGUUUUUCGAAUUUUGUUCUUUUUGGUUUGGAGAAAGUUUGUGACAACACCGGUGAAGAUCCUACUUGCAGCAGAUCGGUGAGGGGAACUAGCAUUUCUGACCAUUUAAGGUACUUUGGGGUGGAGUUGAUGUGUGAGAGUUGGAGACAAUGCAGCAUAGUGAUGAACCAGGAGAUGGAGCGUUACAGCAGGAAAGAUUCAAAGGGUAACAUAUUCCUCUCGCGGAACCUUGCUGGAAUGGGAUGUUUGAGGGAUUCAGUGUUGUGGAGGAAGAAGAAGGGUUCUUUGAUUCUUUGUGGUCGUAAAAGAAGGAUAUGGGACAAAAGAGAUGUUUCUUCUUGCUGGCAGUUUUUGCUUGUCUUGUUUCAUCUUCAUGUGGUAGAGGUGAUAAUGGAACUUCUCCCUCUUGAGUCUCUAUCUGUGAGGCUACAAAUGGAUCAAGACAGAGAACUUAGUGAAGUUAUGGGGACUUUUUUUCUUUUAUUUGCAGUUCUCAAGUUGAAGAGCGAUGAUGGUCGACCUGUUUACAACCAUACCCUUGCAAUAACACUUGUGGAGUAUACUUCUGCGGUUUAUAUGUCUGAUUUGUCAGAACUCUUCACUUGGACGUGCGAAAGAUGCAAUGGUUUGACAAAGGGUUUUGAGGUAAUAGAGAUAAUAGUUGACGUUGAGCACUGCUUACAGGCAUAUGUUGGGGUCGCUAAGGAUUUAAAUGCUAUCAUCAUUGCAUUUCGGGGAACUCAAGAACACAGCAUACAAAAUUGGGUCUCAGACUUGUUCUGGAAACAGCUCGAUUUGAAUUACCCUGAUAUGCCAGAUGCAAUGGUGCACCAUGGAUUUUAUAGUGCUUAUCACAAUACAACUGUACGGCCUGCGGUUUUGGAUGCAGUAAAACGAGCGAAGAAAUCAUAUGGGGCAAACCUCAACAUCAUGGUGACUGGUCAUUCAAUGGGAGGAGCCAUGGCUUCCUUUUGUGCGCUAGACCUAGUCGUAAAUGAAGAAGAAGAAAACGUACAGGUUAUGACAUUUGGGCAACCCCGUGUUGGGAAUGCUGCUUUUGCAUCUUAUUACAAUUUGCUUGUGCCUAAUACCUUCAGGAUCAUACAUGACCAUGAUAUAGUUCCUCAUCUGCCUCCUUACUAUCAUCUUUUCCCUCAAAAAACAUACCACCACUUCCCAACAGAGGUGUGGGUGACAGAACUCAGUGUUUUGAAUAUUGUUAUUCGUGGUGUAGAGAAAGUUUGUGACAACACCGGUGAAGAUCCUACUUGCAGCAGAUCGGUAAUGGGAAGUAGCAUAUCCGACCAUUUAACGUACUUUGGAGUGGAGUUAAUGGGUGAGACUUGGAGACAAUGCAACAUAGUGAUGAGCCAUGAGAUGGAGAAUUACAGCAGGAAAGAUUUAAAGGGUAACAUAUUCCUGUCACGGACAGUUCCUUCCACAGACAUAAUCAAAACAAAAAGUAUAUCCAAAACCGGAAUCUCUAGUCUAUAGGAGUUGGUUGAUGCGAGUCUCAAACAAGAAUACUUGCUGGAAAGAGAGGUUGGGAGAUUCAGAUGUGCAGGAAGAAGAAGGGUUCUUUGAUUCGUUGUGGUCGUCAAAGAAUGUGAACAAAUGACAAUCAAGACA